AUGCAGGGCCACUUGAAGAUCGCAGACUUUGGGUGGUCUGUACAAUCAAGAAGCAAGAGACAUACAAUGUGCGGAACUCUAGACUAUCUAGCACCGGAAAGGGUGGAGAACAAAGCUCAUGAUUAUGCAGUUGACAAUUGGACUCUAGGGAUCCUCUGCAACGAGUUUUUAUACAGUGUGCCUCCAUUUGAGGAUUCUCCCAGUGCAGCUCGGACUUUGGAUUUAGAUUCAAUUCUUGAGGCUAGAACUGGGUUUCUUUGUGAACUUGAAUCAAAAGAAGAAGACGAUGGUGAAUCCAUUCCAACAAAAGCAGUUAAUCAAGAAGUUGGAUUAUGGAUUGAUACUCCAAUCUGUCUAAGCAGUGUUAAACAAGUGAUGCAGUGGCUACAAAGAAGGAAAUGGAAUCAGGAAGGAAGUAAUAACAGUGGUGUAUAG
Lycium barbarum (goji berry) is the source of this 435-nucleotide messenger RNA. RefSeq names its product spindle assembly checkpoint kinase-like. The transcript has 3 exons. Lineage: Eukaryota; Viridiplantae; Streptophyta; Magnoliopsida; Solanales; Solanaceae. Gene Ontology annotation, cellular component: chromosome passenger complex; spindle microtubule; spindle midzone. The record is from RefSeq and is a predicted model, not a curated record. The coding region runs from base 1 to 435 and encodes 144 amino acids. Gene Ontology annotation, biological process: mitotic spindle organization; regulation of cytokinesis; protein phosphorylation. Gene Ontology annotation, molecular function: ATP binding; protein kinase activity.